AUGGGAAAGAAGAGACGCGGUCCCUCCUUGGAAGAACUGCUGGCUCGUCCUUGGUGCUACUACUGUGAGCGUGACUUUGAUGACCUGAAGAUUCUGACCUUGCAUCAAAAAGCCAAGCACUUUAAGUGUGAGCGAUGUGGUCGCCGACUGAACACCGCCGGAGGAUUGUCGGUGCACAUGAGUCAAGUCCACAAGGAACAGCUCACAGAAAUCGAGAAUGCGCUACCCAACCGCGCAGGCCUUGAUUAUGAAAUUUUCGGCAUGGAAGGAAUACCCGACGAUGUUCUGCAGGCCCACCACCAGCGUGUUGCCACUCAGUUCCAGCAGGCCGAAGUUGAGCGACAAGUGGCCACAGGCAACCCCCCGGCAGGAGGUAGCUCAGGUGGUCCAGCGGCCAAGAAGCCCAAGCUGGAACCUGUGUCAGACCUCAAGAAGCGAUUGGCAGAACAUCGGGCCAAGCGCGCAGAUGGAGCUGCUGGCGGCAGCAGUGGAGAAGCAACCCCUGUGGGUGCUGGACUGACCCCGUCUGCAUCAACACCGGGUACCUAUGGACAAUCUCCGACUGCACCUGUGCCUGGAGCAUCGCCAUUGCCUACACAAAUUCCUUCACAGCCAUACACUUAUACCGAACCCUAUGCUCUACAUGGAGCCCCCCCUCCUGUUGCCCCCUAUCAGCAGAUCGCCAGUCCAGGGUUCCCACCGUUUUCUCCAACCGGCAUACAGCCAGGCCCUGGGUCUAUGGGUUAUAAUGCGACUGGAUACUCACCUCAACCGUUCUCUGGCCCGCCUGGUUAUGGCGCUCCUUCUCCUGCUUACCCCUCACAACAAUCUACACCAACCGAAAGUACACCUCCUCGCCCUGGCAGCUUGCCAAUUCCCUCCGGUCUCCCACAACGCCCGGCCUUUGCUGCCCCGCCGGUCAAUGCACAGCAGAUGCAACAGAUGCACAUGGGCCACCCAAUGGCUCAGCCUCCGGUGCCCAGCUAUUCCAAUGGCGAUGCUGCGCGGGCAACCCCGCCAAUUCCAUCGGUAAACGAUACUCCGGGCGCGACGAACGACGUAACAGAAAAGCCAGCAGAUGGAACGGACAAACCCAGUAAGAAGGACAAAGCGAAACCAACACGCAUGAUUUACUCGGAUCAAACGGUCAGCCCCGAAGAGAAGAUGGCCCAGAUUCCUCGUUAUGCAUUCUCGCGCGAUCGGUUCACGCAGGAAACAGUACUAGGCGAGAUCCCCGAUGCGACGGUUACGGGAACGAUCCGCGACCAAGAUACAGUUGUCGAUCCGGCUCAUUAA
This is a messenger RNA of Penicillium pulvis, 1296 nucleotides long. Its product is annotated as putative C2H2 finger domain protein. Gene Ontology annotation, molecular function: DNA binding. Gene Ontology annotation, cellular component: nucleus. The record is from RefSeq and is a predicted model, not a curated record. The coding region runs from base 1 to 1296 and encodes 431 amino acids. The transcript is spliced from 3 exons. NCBI's taxonomy places the organism in Eukaryota, Fungi, Ascomycota, Eurotiomycetes, Eurotiales, Aspergillaceae.